AGCCGGGCCCCCAUCCCUCCCGGGUCAUUUUGGAGUUCCCCCAAAACCCAAACCCAAACGAACCUCACUCAUCACUUCCAAAAAUGAAGUGCCCAUACUGCCCGUCGGCGCAGGGGCGGUGCGCCACCACGAGCUCAGGCCGGUCGAUAACGGAGUGCGCCUCCUGCGGCCACGUCAUCGAGGAGCGUCAAUCCCAGCCUCACCACUUCUUCCACCUCCGCUCCCAAGACAACCCUCUCUGCCUCGUCACCUCCGACCUCCCCUCCCAUCUCGAAAACGACGAGAACGACCCGUUCGAGCCCACCGGGUUCAUCACCGCCUUCUCUACCUGGUCCAUCGAGCCCAACCCCCUCUUCCUCCGCUCCUCCAUCUCCUUCUCCGGCCACCUCGCCGAGCUCGAGCGAACUCUCGAAUCUUCUUCUUCGUCCUCUUCGUCGUCGACCGUCGUGGUCGAUAAUCUCAGGGCGUACAUGCAGAUUAUCGACGUGGCGUCGAUUCUCGGGUUGGAGUACGAGAUAUCGGACCACGCGUUUCAGCUAUUUAGGGAUUGUUGCUCCGCUACUUGUUUGAGGAAUCGGAGCGUGGAGGCACUCGCCACUGCUGCGCUUGUCCAAGCCAUUAGGGAGGCCCAAGAGCCCAGAACUCUCCAGGAAAUUUCAAUUGCAGCCAAUGUACCUCAGAAGGAGAUUGGGAAGUACAUCAAGAUACUUGGUGAAGCGCUACAACUAAGUCAGCCCAUUAAUAGCAAUUCCAUAUCAGUCCACAUGCCACGGUUUUGCACACUUCUCCAACUCAACAAAUCUGCUCAGGAGCUUGCAACUCACAUUGGAGAAGUUGUUAUUAAUAAGUGCUUCUGCACUCGGAGGAACCCCAUAAGCAUAUCUGCUGCCGCUAUUUAUUUGGCCUGCCAACUAGAAGACAAACGCAAAACCCAGGCAGAGAUUUGUAAGGUGACAGGCCUCACUGAGGUCACCCUCCGUAAGGUCUACAAGGAGUUGUUAGAGAAUUGGGAUGACUUACUCCCAUCUAAUUAUACUCCAGCUGUUCCUCCAGAGAGAGCAUUUCCCACAACUGUGAUUGCUUCAGGCCGUUCUUCAGCACCUAAAGGUGAUUUAGUUGAAGGGAAUUCUUCAUUGGAGAGAGAAAAGCUGCAGGAAAUUAAAGUUAAUAAACCAGACGAGGUUCCAGACAUGGGUCAUCAGGCCAGAGCAAAAGAGGAAGCUGAAAGUAGAGGUAACUCUCAAGGGCCCUCUAACCCAGUGUUGAACCAACCAACUGCAUUUUGGCAAGCUCAGGCUACAAUUGGAACUUCUGGUCCUAGGGGAGACAACAAUCAGAAUAUCACACAAGGAACAGACAUCAAUGAACUGCACUCUAACAGUCAAGAGUUAGAGCAAAAAGUAGAUAAGGAUGCAAAUGGUGCUACUAAUUCCCUAAAGCCUAACCAGCUUUCAAGUCCCCCAGCUUCAAGUGGGGGUUCAGUCAUGCAUGUUUGGUCUCCUUAUAUGUCUCAGCCUCCCAAUAUUCCAGUUGUUAAGCCACCAAAGGUAGAGCGAGACUCCAAUCAGAAUAUCACUCGAGGAACAGACAUCAAUCGACUGCACUCUAAUCAUCAAGAGUUAGAGCACAGGGUAGAUAAGGAUGCAAGUGGUACUGAUUCCCUAAAGCCAAACCAGCUUUCAAGUCCCCCAACUUCAAGUGCAAGUUCUGUCACGCAGGCUUGGUCCUCAUAUAUGUCUCUGCCUCUAAAUAUUCCAGUUGUUAAGCCACCAAAGGUAGAGGGAGACAACAAUCAGAAUAUCACUCGAGGAACAGACAUCAAUCGACUGCACUCUAACCAUCAAGAGUUAGAGCACAGGGUGGAUAAGGGCGCAAAUGGUGCUACUAAUUCCCUGAAGCCAAUCCAGCUUUCAAGUCCCCCAGGUUCAAGUGCAAGUUCAGUCAUGCAAGCUUGGUCCUCAUAUAUGUCCGAGCCCCUACAUAUUCCACCAAAUGUAGUGCGAGACAACCAUCAAGGAACAGACAUCAAUCGACUGCACUCUAACCAUCAAAUGUUAGAGCACAAGGUUGUUAAGGGUGCAAAUGGUGCUACUAAUUCCCUAAAGCCAAACCAGCUUUCAAGUUCCCCAACAUUAAAUGUGAGUUCAAUCCAUCAUCAGUAUUGGUCCUCAUAUAUGCCCAAGCCUCAAAGCAUUCCUUGUCAGAAUAUCACCGGAGGAACAGACAUCAAUGAACUGCACUCUAUUCGGCAAGAGUUAGGGCACAACAUAUUAGAUGAGGAUGCAAAUGGUGCUACUAAUUCCUUAAAGCCAAACCAGCUUUCAAGUUCCGCAAUUUCAAGUGAGAAUUCAGUCAUGCAGGUUUGGUCCUCAUAUAUGUCUCAGCCUCUAAAUAUUCCAGUUGUUAAUGUAGUACGAGACAACAAUCGGAACAUCACUCGAGGAACAAACAUCAAUCAACUGCACUCUAACCGUCAAGAGCUAGAGCACAAGGUAGAUAAGGGAGCAAAUGGUGCUACUAAUUCCCUAAAGCCAAACCAGCUUUCAAGUCCCCCAACUUCAAGUUCGAGUUCGGUCGGGCAGUAUUGGGCCCCGUAUAUGUCUAGGCCCCUAAAUGUUCCAGUUGUUCAGACACCAAAUGUAGUGUCAGGUUAUGCUGAACCCAAAAGAUCAGGGAGUCUAAAUGGAAGCAGAAGUGCCAAUCAGUGUGGGGAUAAAUAGUGGCAGAAGUGGAUUCUGUCUUGCCCCUAUGGUGUAUAUAUCUGUAUAAUAUGGAGAGUAAAGUUUCUUAUGAGUAUUUUUUUUAAUUGUUCAGUUCUUAUAACAGUUCAUUGCGAAAUUGAGAAUGUUUCAUUGCCAAAUUGAGAAUGUUUCAUGUUUUGGAAAAGUUCUGUGGUUUAGUUAAGGAGGGUGACAUGUAACUGCUAACUACUUAUUUUUGUUGUUUAUGAUUGCUUGUCUC
Molecule: messenger RNA, 2961 nt
Organism: Quercus lobata
Lineage: Eukaryota; Viridiplantae; Streptophyta; Magnoliopsida; Fagales; Fagaceae
Gene: PBRP
Product: plant-specific TFIIB-related protein
Exons: 3
Coding region: 84-2720 (878 amino acids)
Biological process (GO): DNA-templated transcription initiation; transcription preinitiation complex assembly
Cellular component (GO): nucleus; transcription preinitiation complex
Molecular function (GO): TBP-class protein binding
Source: RefSeq, a predicted model, not a curated record